UGAUGUUGCUUCCAGUUGAUCAACAGGUGGUGAUGUGAUGGCAAUACAAAGAAUGGUCAAGCCAAUGGAACAGUGAACCGCUCAAAAGGUUAUCAGUUAAAUCUUGUGAUGAUUUUUCAGAACAUGCAAGUGAUAUUCAAGUGAAAUUGUGUUGUGAAACCUAAUAAUUGACGGUAUGCAAUAAAGUGGACGCGUUUUUUCUCUAUCGAAUAACAUAGAAUGAGUCAUAGUAAGCGAGACUCUAGAAUCCUUUGGAUGCUAGUGUUGCUAGUCUAUACAAAAGGUUCGGAUGGCGAAUUUUAUGACGCUCACGCAGCCAACAAGUUAGAUGACGUUUCCGCGGAUAAUCUGCACAGAUUCCCCAGCGUUAACCAAGAGCACAAUGACGAAACAAAAGCUAAUCGUGUCGGUAGUAGUGAUGCAUUAGGCGAAGCGGAAAUCAAUUUUCUAGCUAAAUUAAGGCAACGACAGCGGGAAAGCCAGCCGGUUCCGGCGGUAGGCAUAUUGGCGAGGAAUCCCGUGAAAGAUCAGACAGCGGCAGCAGAAAACUAUGACGACUGGCAGUUGCAAUUGCUUGCCAGUUUGAAUAAUCCUGCCUCAUUUGCCGCUCUCGAAGAGAUAAAUCAGACACCGUCCUUCGAUGGUGACCUUGGCACAGUGCUGAAGUUUCUGGCACAGUACACCGGUGAAGCAGCGGCGUUCGAUCCAAUGACACCGGAUGAGUUCAACGAUAACGGUGGAAAGCGGGCAGCCGCAUUGAGAUCCACCAUGGCUAGACGGUCCCAUUCCUCCAAGGAACCUGAACCCUUCGCGCCGUCUAUCAGUAUUGGUGAGUUUUACGGGGCGCUUACAAAUCUGGGCGAUUUUUUUCAACACUUGAAGCACAACCUCGAAUCGCUAGAAUCCAAAAACCUUUCCCACGACCAGGUCAAACUGCUUGAAGGUCACAACAUGGUUUCGAAUCUUCGGAAAGAAUUUAUCGAAGACUACCCAAAGCCUACAGGCAGUGCAGCAUUUCUUCACGCCAUUCGCAAUUAUCGUCCUUCUCACCGAAUACGAGCGCUAGUAUCAACCGUACCGGAUCUUUACCGAGGAACAAAUUAUCACAAUCCGGCGUGGAAGUAUAUCGGAAUAGGAAAAUGAGCUUCCCGAUGAUUUUUCGUCAACUUUCCUCGACAUCAUGUUAAUAGAUCGUGCUGAAUAGACUACUGGGCUUGCCAUACGAAUUCCGUUAUAAGCUUAUUUACUUUGAAUCGAACUCUGACUAUCAAUGGUACAAUGAUUAAAAAAAAACCUAUCCAAGAACAGUGCUGAUACAGAAAAUAUAGUGCAAUGAUGGCUGAUAUACCGUGGAUCAAAAUAUUCAUGUCAGUAGACUUUAAUGAGCUAAGGAAUACCUUCGAUGUGUGGAAUAAAUUAACUUUUUCUCUCAA
Molecule: messenger RNA, 1433 nt
Organism: Wyeomyia smithii (pitcher-plant mosquito)
Lineage: Eukaryota; Metazoa; Arthropoda; Insecta; Diptera; Culicidae
Exons: 5
Coding region: 220-1143 (307 amino acids)
Source: RefSeq, a predicted model, not a curated record